AUGCCGUGCCAGGACAUCAAUGUCGACACUGGCGUGCUAUUUGAAUUGAACAAGUGUCAGCGUCGAGGGGAAACAGCGUCGAAGCUGUCGCCUCCCCUUCCACCCAUUCGCCUGACCCUACCUCGUUUUCAGGCACUGUUGUACAGCAUUUGCAUGUCCUGCCACUCCGCUCUCAAAACUCAAAAUAUUAACACUUUAACGCCAAGUUUUUUAUCCGGCUGCCGGAAACAGACAACACAGUGCACACAAACACAAAUACUAGCGCACCAGUACAACGGUGGCGGCAGCAACAAAACGCCAUGUUGGAUUAUUCAACUCGACGCCAUUUCGCGUCACAAUGCGCGCUAUGCGCCGCCAUCAUUGCACCCGACAGCAAACGGCACACGGCAGCAGCAACAGCAGCAAGAACAAUACCAACAGGAAUAGCAACACCAAAAGCUACAGCAACAACCACGAGCUACGGCGGCCCACACGGCGGAUGAAGUUGCAAUUCAAAGUCAUAAACACGUGGAGCGUGGGCGCAAAGUCUCAGCUAAGCCGCGAAGCAGGCGCUGCCACUGA
Molecule: messenger RNA, 561 nt
Organism: Drosophila ananassae
Lineage: Eukaryota; Metazoa; Arthropoda; Insecta; Diptera; Drosophilidae
Source: RefSeq, a predicted model, not a curated record